AUGGCUGCCAUGGCGUCCCACCGCGCCGCGUCAUCCUCCGCUGGCUUCGGCAGGCGCCACCAUGGUCCUUGCUGCUUCGUUGCCGCCGGCGUCAAGACGGCGGCGGCGGCGAGGAUUGCCUCGGCGCUCGACACGGAGACCACCACGGCGAAGCCCGGCGGCAAGUCCCGGGCGCGACGGGCUAGUAGGAAGGGAGGCGAGGGCGCCGGUGGCUCCUCCGCCGCGCCGCUGCUGCUUGCUCCCGACGGCGCCGAGCGUCGCGCAGAGGUGGUCAAGGGAGGGGCGCUGGUGGCGCUCGACGACGUGAUCGUGAACCCCGUGGGGCUGGGCCGCCGGUCGCGGCAGGUCUUCGACGAGGUGUGGCGCAAGUUCUCACGGCUCGGGCAGAUGCCCGCGGUGGCGGUGGCGGAGCUGGAGGAGGAGGCCGUCCUCUUCCGCGGCGGCGCCCCGAUGUGCGAUUUCGCCGUCCCAGGCGCGCAGGACACCACCGUCCUCGUCGUCGGCGCCACCAGCCGCAUCGGCCGCAUCGUCGUCCGCAAGCUCAUGCUCCGCGGCUACAACGUCAAAGCUUUGGUCAGAAGGAAUGAUCAAGAAGUGAUCGACAUGCUUCCAAGAUCUGUGGAAAUUGUGGUUGGUGAUGUUGGUGAUCCUUCUUCAGUUCAGUCUGCCGUGUCAGGUUGCAACAAGGUAAUCUACUGCGCAACUGCACGAUCAACAAUCACCGGUGAUCUUAACAGAGUUGAUAACCAAGGUGUGAGGAAUGUUACCAACGCUUUCCAGGAUUACUACAAUCAGCUGGCUCAGUCAAGAGCUGGUAAAAGCAGCAAGAGCAAACUGUUGAUUGAAAAAUUCAAAUCUGCCAAAUCUCUUCAAGGAUGGGAAGUGAGGCAGGGAUCAUACUUUCAGGAUAUAUAUCCUUCUAGGUUUGAUGAAGGCACCGAUGCGGCAUUGGAAAUCUCUGAAAAUGGACAGGCUGUUUUCUCAGGAUUUGUUUUCACAAGAGGUGGAUAUGUUGAAGUAUCGAAACGGCUUUCACUUCCGCUAGGUUCCACCCUAGACAGAUAUGACGGCUUUCUUCUAUCGGUGGGUGGAAAUGGAAGAUCAUAUGUCAUUAUUCUUGAGACUGGUCCACUGGCUGACACAUCACAGAGCAAGAAAUAUUUUGCUAGGAUGAACACUAAAGUAGGAUUUUGCAGGGUGAGAGUGCCAUUCUCAGAUUUCCGGCCAGUGAACCCACAGGACCCUCCACUUGACCCUUUUCUUGUACACACAUUAACCAUUAGGUUUGAACCCAAAAAGCAGAGACCUGGUGAUUCAUCUCAGGGAGCUAGUGACCCUAGAAACUUCCAGCUGAUAAUGGAAUUUAUAAAAGCUUUACCUACUGGCCAAGAAACAGACAUUAUUCUGGUUUCAUGCACAGGCUCUGGAAUUGAACCUAGCAGAAGAGAACAAGUCCUCAAAGCAAAGAAGGCUGGAGAGGAUGCACUGAGGAGAUCCGGCCUUGGAUAUACAAUUGUGCGCCCAGGUCCUCUGCAGGAAGAACCUGGUGGUCAGCGUGCUCUGAUCUUUGAUCAAGGGAAUAGGAUCUCUCAGGGUAUCAGCUGUGCUGACGUAGCAGAUAUAUGUGUCAAGGCAUUGCACGAUUCAACAGCAAGAAACAAAAGCUUUGAUGUAUGCUAUGAACAUGUCUCAAAGCAAGGGGAUGAGUUGUACGAACUUGUGGCUCAUUUGCCUGACAAGGCGAACAACUACCUGGCACCAGCUCUCUCAGUUCUUGAGAAGAACACCUGAUCAGUGGCCCAUCAGAUACUAUAUGAUUUUGGGCCACAUUGUUGUGCAUGUGUAUAUGAUUCGUCUUGUAAAAAUUUUCAUUUUUUUCAUAGAAACCAUGUGGAGUUCAGUAGUUCACUUGCUGCCAUGAUGACCGGCUCCAGCACAAAACUACAAAAGUGAGAAGUUGUUGACAGAAAAAAUCCAUGCUCGUGCUGCUUUUGCCAUGUCAGUAAAACCUGUAAAAUUUUCAGAAGAAGUGGGCAAGAGAACCGGGCCCACCCUUCGCAGUAGUUUUAAGUUUUGAAGAAGUAAUAAUGAGCAUGAGGUUGAAGUGUAUUUGUCUUCAAUUUUGUCGUACUCAAGGUGCUGCUUGACAAAUCUUGGAAUUAUAUUUCAAAGCUGAUUUUGAAUUUUGGGAUUUUGAUUUCACAAUUAGUUUUAGGGUU
This is a messenger RNA of Oryza brachyantha (malo sina), 2219 nucleotides long. Its product is annotated as protein HIGH CHLOROPHYLL FLUORESCENCE PHENOTYPE 173, chloroplastic-like. The transcript is spliced from 13 exons. The record is from RefSeq and is a predicted model, not a curated record. Bases 1 to 1791 code for a protein of 596 amino acids. NCBI's taxonomy places the organism in Eukaryota, Viridiplantae, Streptophyta, Magnoliopsida, Poales, Poaceae.